ACCUCUCUACCUUUUAUGCAAUUCUUCUACUUUACAUGAUCUGCCUCCUUUCUUGUUAAGCUAUUUUACAUCUAGUAAACCUCUCUUUGAAUCCAAGUUUCAUCCGCAUUUUUUCUUUGGGUUCUUUCAUUUUCCAUUUUCGUACAUUUCUCUCUCACUCGUCCACUACUUUGCUUUCACUGUUAGUUGUCAAAUCUUUCAGUUCCUUUUUGUUUUCUGCUGCGUCUACCUAAACCUACAUAUUCCAUUACUAAAUUACAGUAUUAAAGUCUUGAACUUUCGGGUAGUGUCUUUCAUAAAACCCCCACAUCUCUAUGGCUUCUUGUCCCUUCUCGUUUCUUGUUUUGGUGUCCGGUUAAUGAGUUCUUCUGGGCUCUUUUUUCUCGAAGAUACUAGAAAGAAAUGUCGUCGUAUACUUCACUUCUGCUUCUCUGCCUGAUAUCUGGAAUUCUUUUUGCGGAAUAUGGUUCCUCUACAUCAUAUGAAGUUGCGGUCCUUACAACCUUCAAGGAAGCUAUAUUUGAAGACCCACUUCUGGUUUUGUCCAACUGGAAUGCCCUCGAUCCAGAUCCUUGUGACUGGUAUGGCAUUUCGUGUACCAAGGCCCGAGAACACGUUAUAGAGCUAAACAUUUCUGGGUCAUCCUUAAGAGGAUUUCUUGCACCCGAACUGGGGCAACUCAACUUCUUGCGAGAAUUGAUACUGCAUGGGAACAAUCUGAUUGGCAUAAUACCAAAAGAACUUGGCAUGUUGAAAUUUCUCCAGGUUUUGGAUUUGGGGAUGAAUCAAUUGUCGGGUCAUAUUCCUCCAGAGAUUGGAAGAUCGACUAGUCUUGUGAAAAUAAACCUUCAGUCGAAUGAGUUGACUGGUGGCAUACGUCCUGAGCUUGGAAAUUUGAGAUAUCUCCAGGAGCUUUGGCUGGAUAGGAAUAAACUUCAAGGAAAUAUUCCUGCCGCUGGCAGUCCAGAUUUUUCAUCCGAAGCAUACAGAAAGUAUGGCGCAAUUACAAACUUCACCAGCUUCUGUCACUUAAAAGUUGCAAAUUUCUCACACAACCUCUUUGUUGGGAGCAUACCUAAGUGCUUGGAGUACCUUCCAAGCACAAGCUUUCAAGGGAACUGCCUCCAAAACAAAGAUUCCAAGCAGCGUCCAGCCACACAGUGCAGUGGUCCUUCACCUGCCAAAAGCCAUACUAGAGCCAAUACAACGCGCCUACCAGUGGGAGAUGUAUCUAAGCAUCAGGGGCCAUCAAAACCUGCCUGGCUUUUAGCUCUUGAAGUAGCAACAGCAACCAUGGUGGGUUUUAUCUUGCUGGUUGCGAUUCUUACUGCACUUCAGAAGUGCAAUAGCAAAUCUUCUAUUAUAAUCCCCUGGAGGAAAUCAACAAGUGGAAAGGACCAUAUGACUGUAUGCAUAGAAUCAGAAUUGUUGAAAGACGUAGUACAAUACAGCAGACAGGACCUUGAAAUAGCCUGCGAAGACUUCAGCAACAUUAUUGGCUCCUCACCAGACAGUGUUGUCUACAAAGGUACGAUGAAAGGUGGACCUGAGAUUGCAGUGAUAUCCCUCUGCAUCAAAGAAGAGCAUUGGACAGGCUAUCUUGAGCUCUACUUCCAGAGAGAGGUGGCCGAUUUGGCAAGAUUAAACCACGAGAACACAGGAAAACUCCUUGGUUAUUGUAGAGAGAGCACUCCAUUUACAAGGAUGCUGGUUUUCGAGUAUGCAUCAAAUGGAACACUGUAUGAACACCUGCAUCAUGGAGAAGGAUGCCACUUUUCUUGGAGUAGGCGUAUGAAAAUUGCUAUUGGCAUUGCACGCGGACUAGAGUAUCUUCAUACAGCACUUGAGCCACCAUUUACCAUAUCAGAGUUGAAUUCUAGUGCCAUAUAUCUUACAGAAGAUUUUUCCCCCAAGCUAGUUGAUUUUGAAUGUUGGAAAACAAUUCUUUCAAGGUCAGAAAGGAAUUCGGGUGCUAUUGGAAGCCAAGGUGCUAUCUGCAUCCUUCCAAAUUCUCUAGAGGCACGGCAUCUCGACAUCCAAGGCAAUGUGUAUGCUUUUGGUGUACUUCUGCUGGAAAUCAUAAGUGGGAGACCUCCGUAUUGCAAGGAGAAAGGGUGCUUAGUAGAAUGGGCUAAGGACUAUCUAGAACUACCAGAAGUUAUGUCUUAUGUGGUGGAUCCAGAGUUGAAACAUUUCAGAUAUGAUGAGCUCAAAGUUAUAUGUGAGGUAGUAAAUCUCUGCAUCCAUCCAGACUCCAGCAAGCGGCUGUCCAUGAAGGAAGUGUGUAACAUGUUAGAGAGCAAAAUUGACUUAUCAAUAUCCGUUGAUUUUAAGACGUCUUCUCUGGCCUGGGCCGAGCUUGCACUUUCAUCGUGAACGAGUGGAAGCAAACACACUGUAAAUCAGUAGAAUACAAUUGUAAUACGCUCUUUCUUCCUUUUUACCCCACCUUUGGAUUUUCGUGUUCCAUGUAAAUGCUUGCAUGCAUGCAAGAGGAAAAGUAGAGCUUCAUAACUGACGAAGUCUUAUUGUAUACGAUUGGAUGACUAGUAAUGUCCUGAGAUCAACUGAAUAUCAAUAUUGUUAA
Messenger RNA from Carya illinoinensis, 2587 nucleotides. RefSeq names its product probable LRR receptor-like serine/threonine-protein kinase At1g63430. NCBI's taxonomy places the organism in Eukaryota, Viridiplantae, Streptophyta, Magnoliopsida, Fagales, Juglandaceae. The coding region runs from base 403 to 2376 and encodes 657 amino acids. The record is from RefSeq and is a predicted model, not a curated record. Gene Ontology annotation, biological process: protein phosphorylation. The transcript has 13 exons. Gene Ontology annotation, molecular function: ATP binding; protein binding; protein kinase activity.